AUGGACCAACUCUUCGACGACCACAUCCAGAAAGCCACAGAGGCAGUCAAGAACAACGCCGCACAACUGAUCAAAGAAGUGCUCGGAAGCGCUUUUGCCAGAAGGACUGCCCAAGAUGCAAUCAGAAAAGGUCUCGACAACGAUCCUGACGUGCUUCUAGACUUUGAAGCAAAGUUCUUGCGACACUUCAAGGAUGCUCUGGCUAACGCAGUCAAAACCAACGUCUUGGAUCAACUCGUGGAUGUUUGA
This is a messenger RNA of Aureobasidium musti, 249 nucleotides long. The record is from the annotation of a GenBank genome assembly. Lineage: Eukaryota; Fungi; Ascomycota; Dothideomycetes; Dothideales; Saccotheciaceae.